AGUACCGCGGCGAGGUUGUUUUUGACUGGUGAUGGAUGAGAAGUUUCUCAACGGGGAUUUUUAUUUUAUUAAAUUAAUUGUAGUAAUUUUUGUUUUUACUCGUAUGUUUGAACUUUGUAAAGUUUCGUUAAGUAUAUUAAGUCAUCUACUGUUUGAUAAAUGUUACAAAUAAUUUUUAAGAACGUAAAAACGUGACUGCUGAAUACCAAACGCCCAGGCCGGGAUGUUUAACGUUGAGUAGUUACAACAACUGCUAACUUAUUUAAUUGUGACGCUCCACUCGUUCCAACCAGCGUUUGGGGGGAAAAAAAGAGAGGAAAACUGCGGGGAUCAAAUGUGUGAUGAGAAAGCGCGUUAAUAUAUUUAUGUGAAGGAGAAAACUUUCGCUUGUGUGGAAUAAAUAACGAAGAGUUCGUCCUGCGGGACCGAAAAAAAAGGCAAAAUUGACUGUUGCUGUCGACGUUGGUUGUCCCGGUGUGUGUGUGUGUGUGUGUGUGUGUGUGUGUGUGUGUGAGAGAGAGAGAGAGAGAGAGAGAGAGAGAGAUCUGUUGGAGCUCUAUUGUUCUGGAGGAUUGACUGACCAUGCAGCCCUGCAGCGCUGUUCUUUCCUUCAAAUAAAAUAAGACCCUUCGGACUCCUCUAGUGGAUUAUUACUGUUCGUCAUCAUCAUUAUUGCUGCUGUAACUAAAAUUUGAGAUGGACGUGACGGUGUCGGAGCUCAUGGCUUCUUUCCUGGACUCUCCUCUCGUUCUCUGGGUGAAGACCUGCGGACCGCUCAGCGCCAGCUCAGAAGACAGCCUUUCCGUGUUCAUGGAGCUGGUCGAUGGUGUUUUCCUGCACAAAGUCAUGACACACAUUGACCCGAGCCCCACGAACCAGAGGGUGAACAAAAAUGUCAACAAUGAUAUCAACUUGCGUGUGCAGAACCUCAACACAGUCAUCAGGCAUAUCAAGAACUACUACCAGGAAUGUCUGCAACAGCUCAUUGUCAUGAACUUGCCUAAUGUGUUGACCAUCGCCAAGGAUCCACUGUCAGAAAAGGCGAUGGAGGAGAUGAAGAAGCUGCUCCUCUUGAUAUUGGGCUGUGCUGUGCAGUGUGAACGGAAAGAAGAGUUCAUUGAGAAGAUCAAAUCCCUGGACAUUGAGACACAAGCGGCGAUAGUCGCAUAUAUACAGGAGGUCACACACAACCAGGAGAAUGUUCUGGACCUACAAUGGCUAGAAGUGUCUGACCUGCCAUCUGAGGAGCUAGACCCACUGUCCCGAACCAUGGCCUUCCACUUGCGCAGACUAAUUGAUGAGCGGGAUGAUUGUGCAGAGGUGAUUGUGGAGCUGACCCAAGAACGGGACUACCUGUUGUCACAACAGCCGCCUAACCCUCCGCCUGCCCGUGAACCGGACCAUUCACCCCAGGAGGGACCCAUCACCUUGCUUUGCAGAGAGGACCGGCAGCACCUGGCAGUGGAGUUAGCUGACAGCAAGGCUAAACUGCGGCGUGCACGCCAAGAGCUCGAGGAGAAGACAGAGCAGCUAGUUGACACAAGGAGCGAGUUGGAGAGGCUGGAGGUGGAGAUGCAGAAACUGAAGCAGGAGAACACACAACUUCUGGCUGAAGCACGAUCAGCACGGGUAUACCGGGAUGAGCUGGAUGCCCUGCGGGAACGGGCGGCCCGCGUGGACCGGCUGGAGACGGAGCUGUCGCGCUGCAGGGAGAAGCUGCAUGAUGUUCAUUUCUACAGGACACGUGUAGAGGAGCUGCGGGAGGACAACCUGACCUUGUUGGAGACCAAGGCCCUGUUGGAAGAACAGCUGGCAGGUGCACGGAGACGCUGUGACAAGUUACAUGAGUUGGAGAAAGAGAACCUGCAGCUGCGCUCCAAACUGCACGAUGUGGAGAUGGAGCGAGACACAGACAAGAAGCGUUUGGAGGAGCUGCUGGAGGAGAACAUGUUGCUGGAGAUCUCCCAGAAACAGAGCAUGAAUGAAUCAGCCCACCUAGGCUGGGAGCUGGAGCAGUUGGCCAAGAACAAUGAUGUCAAUGGAGCAUGCAAGUCUUUCGUCUUGGAACUGAAUGAGUCCACAUCCAGCCAGCUGUUGAAACUGGAGAAGGAGAAUCAAAGUCUGCAGAGCACCAUCCAAGAGCUGCGGCAAGCAUCGCUGAACACGCAAGAGAGUCAGCUGCGGGCCCUGGAGCUGGAGAAGGAGAACCAGGGCCUCAGUAAGAAGCUGGAGCGACUGCAGACGCUUCUGGAACAGGAGAGACAGACGACACAAGAUAUGGGCAAUCUGGGAGAGGAGCUGCUGAAAGACAAGUUGAAGUUGGAGCGGCUCCUGGAGGCCGUGCAGACUGAGAAGUGUAGACAGAUCUCAGAGCUGGAGGUGGAGAAGGAGCAGCUGAGUCAGACCGUGACUGCACUGCGACAGCGGGCGCAGGCCGACAGCGAAGCCCGAGUACGCGAGGUGGAACGGGAAAAUCGCUCCUUGCACCAGACCAUCUCUGACACAGGUUCCAGGCUGGCAUGCCUCGAGGCAGAGAAGAGGCAGACUAUAAGAGAGUUGGAGCAGCUGCGUAAGCAGUGUGAACAGGCCAAGGAUCUAGAGCAGAAGGUGGCCCACCUGGAGCGCAGCCAUGAGGACCUUCAGAAGCAGGCGGCUGGCUUGCAGGAGGCUCACAUUAGAGUGGAGGCUCUGGAGCGUGAGAAUGCAGGGCUGGAGCAGGACAACUGCCGUCUGAAGAAGCUGGCAGAUUCAGCUCAGAACUCUGCGCUACGCCUAAAGGUGCUGGAGGAGGAGCACCGACGGCAGGGUGAGGAGAACCUGGAGCUGCAGCGCACAACCGAAUCCCUCAAGCUGGCGGCCGCCAAGGUGUCGCAGCUGCAGCAGGAGAACAGUGAGCUUGAGCGUGAGAGGGAAGAACUUUCCCUCACCGUGGACUCGCUGCGAGCCCUGGCAAAAAAGGCUGAGCGCCUGGAGCUAAGCUACCAGGGCCUAAACGAGGAGAAUCGGCAGCUGCGGCAGUCGCUGGAGGAGAGCGCUGCAAGGGCGCAGGCGCUGGAGCAGGAGCUGCAUGAUGCUGAGGCAGAGAGCCAGCAGCUGCAGAGGGAGCUGGAGGAGCGGCGGGUGGCUGCGAGGCGCUCGGAGGCCCUGGAGGAACAAAAGCAGACGCUGGAGCAAGAGCUGGGACAGUUGGAAAAGGAGAAGAAGCAAAUGGAGCGGGAGGUUAAGAGGCUACGACAGCAGCUGGAGGUGAAGGAAACUGCUCUUGAUGAGAGCUCGCUGCGGCUGGCGUGCCUGGAAAAGGAAGCCCGCAUGCGGGAGAAGGAGCUGAGCUGUCUGAAGGAAGCCUCUGGGAAGGUUAAGGAGCUCGAGAGGGAGAACAAGGAGCUGCAAAAACUGGCCACUAUCGACAAGCGCACUUUGGCCACUCUUCGAGAGGACCUAGUGAAUGAGAAGCUGAAGGUGCAGCAGCAGUGGAACGAGAUGGAGAAGCUGAGCCAGGAGCUGGAGAAGAUCGGCCUGAACAGGGAAAGGCUGCUGCAGGAGGAGCACAACUGUGAGGACGAUAAGUACAAGAUUCUGGAGACUAAGAUUGAGUCAACGCUGAAGAAGACCUUAGAGAUCCGUGAAGAGAAGAUUCAGAGCUUAGAGUCUCGCCUUGAGGAAUCAAGCAGCUUGAACCUGCAGCUGCGCACAGAGCUCACUGCUGUAAAGAAGAACUUGGAGGCUCUAAAACAGAGGCAGGAGGAGGAGGAGGCGCACUCACGCAGCAUUGUGCUGGAGGACACUGCAAGUCCCAAAAGCCCCAGGCUCUUCCAGGAGAAGUGGGAGACAGAGGAGAGAGAAGCCACAGCAGAGCUUCUGAAGCUGAAGGACCGGCUUAUCGACAUUGAGAAGAACAACGCUGCUCUGCAAACAGAAAAACAGCUGCAGAAAGAGCAGCUGAGGCAGUUGGAUGCACAGAACACGCAGCUGAACUCGCAGGUCCUGGCACUGCAGCGGCAGACAGCUGCUUUGCAGGAGCACAACACGGCUCUGCACACGCAGACGGCAAAGCUGCAGGUUGAGACCUCCACGUUGAGCUCUCAGAGCGCUGCUCUUCUUGCGCAGAAUGCCACGCUGCAGGGUCAGGCGCAGACGCUGGAGGCAGAGGCGGAGGCCUUGCUGCGGCAGCGGGACGAGGCGCAGGCAGGCCGAGAGGCGGCGCUACACGACCACGAGCGCCUGCUGGCCGUCCACGAGCGACAGGCAGCCGAGUUUGAGCAACUUAUGAGCCGCCACACCGCCCUGAAGAGCGCUCAGCGGUCUCUGGAGCAGGAGCAUCGCGUGCUGGAGAGCAAGUACGAGGUGCUACAGACUCAGAAGGCGGCCAUGGAGGAGCUGGAGUCGACCCUGCAGCGGGAGAGGGAGAGCUUGGGGGACGAGGUCCGGAAAAACGCCCUUCUCCUUGGGGAGAACCAGAGCCUGAGGGGGGAGAUGGACAGGCUCAUGCAGACACACGUCCAUCUGAGACAGGAGUACGACGGACUGCAGCAGCACACGAAGGAGCUGAAGACGUCUCUGAACGAGACGCAGCUGGAGCUGAACAGCUGGCAGGCACGUUACGACCAGCUGAAGGAGCGGCACCAGAGCCUCGACAUCUCCUUUACCAAGCUGGAGAACCACUGCGAGUUGCUGACACGUCUGAAGGGGAACCUUGAGGAGGAGAACCAUCACUUGAUGAGUCAGGUCCAGAUUUUGGCCCAACAGAACCAGACGCUGCUGGAGCAGACGAUGGAGAGUAGGGAGCUGUAUCACGAGGAGCAGAAGCAGUACAUCGACAAACUAAACACUCUGCGACGUCAGAAGGAAAAACUGGAAGAGAAGAUUAUGGAUCAGUACAAAUUUUAUGACCCAACCCCCAAAAAACGGAACCAUUGGGUUGGUGCUAAAGCUCUGGUCAGACUCAUGAAACCGAAGAAGGAGAGCUCCCACGAACGUGUCCAGAGCUCUAUGGACACCGUUCCGCUGUUAUCGCCGCCUGCCGACUGCCCCGAAGGGCCGUCCCUAACGCUGCCCCCUAGGCAGCCCCGCCUCAGCCUGGACUCCGUGGGUGCUCAUUCACUGGAGGAGAACCACAUCCACUCGCCUUCCAUCACACCGAAUCAUAAUGGCAGAGCGUCCGAUGACAGCAUCGUUUCAAGCGAACUGGACCUACGCAGGACACCGGGGGGCAGUACUGACAGCGUGAACAGCCUGGAGGAAAUUCUCUCCAGACGGAGGGGUGUGGAGCUUGGGUCCUUGGCCCGCUCUACCUCAGCUAUCUUUACCACCCCCUCUGGUCCCACUCCUGCGUCCCAUCAAAGACAAGGCACUGCAUCCCAAGGAUUCAACUCUGAAAAUGACUUGCAUCGACGUUCUCCAGGCAUACCAGUCAGGCGUGCUCAUCAAAGCAAAGCUCCUCAAUCCGCUUCCACUGCUGUCACCCAGAACACAUCCAGCAGCAACUCCCCAGUCAACUCCAAAGAAUCCAUGUGUGAUAAUGCCAUCACUCUUAGCCACGAGACUACAGCGAGUGCUGUUGUGAACCCCCACAACGAUGGGGGGCGGUCCUUGCUGUCCUGCAAUGGCCCGCGGCAGAAAAGCCUUGGUCGAUCCACCCCCCACCGUCCCCCUUCACCUGGCAGCGAGAUGGUCACCCUGGAGGAAUUCUUACAGGAGACCAAUGUCCAGUCACCCACCAUAGUAGAGAGCAACAAUCAGGAGAACCUGAUGUGUGACUUCUUCAACAAAGCAGCUGACUUACCUGCUGCUGGACGUUGCACGUCCUCGAAGGAUGGAGCCAGAAUGCCCACCAGCUAUGUGACACCCACUGUGAAAGGCAUGCCCCUGGGAGACAUGGAAGAAGGUAGAACUCCCAGACCUGGGCAGAGUGUUAAGCCUAGCUUGCGGGUACCAGAGGCAACAACAGCUCCAAGUGCCACACCUUCCCCCCAUGCUCAAACACCACCUGGCCAGGUGGGAAGUGGAGGUGUGGCAAGAUCCUCCCACCCACACCUAUCAGGCUGCCGGGGGAGUAGCAACCUCAGUCGAACCUUUAGCUUGGCAUCUGCGGACCUGUUACAAUCCAGCGGCCCUGGAAGCUACAGACACGAAGGGGGCGCAUCGUGGCCGAGCGGUGAGGACUGCCCAGAGGAUGUGGUGCUGAGGAGGCCAGCAGUGGCAGCCCGCGAGAGGCCCCAGUCAGCCAGGUUGGUGGGGCCUUUGCAGCAGCCCACCGAGGUAGGUUGCCGGCCCCUGGACCCACGCAGACUGUCAUUUGCCCCACCAAAGGACACUUACUCUCUGGAGCAACUGCGGCCCCCAUCGCAACACCAGUCCUCCUCGCUGUCACUUUGUGAGACCGGCCCUGGCAGGCGCGCGAGCCCCCAGGUCCGUCCAAAACCGCAGCACCGUGCAGAGGUUGCUAUGGUAACACCAGUGCGUGCUGUGCCAGCCCUAAAGGAGGAAGAACAGGAGGAAUGGCAGCAGGUCCCACAGGUGGACUCCCCUCAGCUGAAGAUGCACGAGGCAGGCGGGAGGCACAUGGCAGGCACGGAGGAGCAGCCCAAAAACACGCCGGUCCCACCUGACCCGAAUGGAGAUCCUCAGACUGUCUGGUACGAGUAUGGCUGUGUGUAGUAGCGUCUGCAUCAAUGCAUCGCUGCCACCCCCAUCCUUCUGAAUGGGCUCUCCUUUGGGAAAGUCCUCAGUUUCCUUGUCUGUUGGUCUCCCUCUGUGGUGGAGGACCCAGUGCUGACAGUUGGGGACAUAGAGCUCAAAGUCAGACCUCAGCCUGGAAGAGCCUUCUUGCACAACAGGAGAAGCACAUGGAAUAUGCCUUGUUUUUCAUAUGAUGCUGGUUUGACUCCCUGAGGACACGCUGUUGAUGGACUGCUGUUCGUUCAGCAGGAGAGCGAACCAUAUGGAGCACGAAAGUUCUUAAUUAUAUGCUGCUGCUGGACAUUGUCAGCGGUUUAGUCGUAUAAUAAACAUCUCUGUAUGUCCAGGUUCUCGUCCGGGUGCUGUGCAGAGAAAAGCAUUAAGGAGAGGAUCAGUGAGGACCCCUGAAGUAAUCUUAGUAGAAUAAUGCCAACUCACACACAGUUCAGGGAUCAGAGGACAAUGACAGGGUUGUUUGUCUUGCUGGAGAUAACUGUGACAACUGAAAAAAUUUCCCUUUUAUAUAAUUAGUUUUGUAGAGAGUUGCUGAUAGACUCUCUGUAUGCAAAAAAUUGCCGACGACAGGAUGAGGGACCCCUUUUUGGGAGGGAAUGUUAGUUUUUCCAGAAACACGUGUCAUGUAACUGUUUUUCCAAUGGGCACUGGUUGAUCUGGAACCUUAUAUCAUCUCACGGUUAACCGUUGGGUGCUGUACUGAACAGUUUAAACCCAUUUAUAAGUGAUGAGACUAAAGGAUUAGUCUGCACCUUUGCGUUGGUGUCUGUCCGCUGUAUGAUUUGUCUGUCUGAAAACAGCAUCUGCACUAAAGUCCUAAUGAAGUAAGACUGAGUCACAACACUGGAUGGCUUAUUAAAUGAUUCUUUUUGCCCUUGACUUGAUGACAGCAGUUUUCACUUAAUUCUGUUGAAUGUCGUUUCCAAAUGUACGAUUUUGAUGUUUCACCAUGUGAUAUAAGGCUAACGAACCAAUUAUAACUUCAUAAUGGAAAAUGCACACAAUUACAAGGACAAAAUGAACUGGUUUUUACACAUUUGGGUAGGAUUGCGGGAGGGAUUCAUAACUGACAGAUGACGGCAAUGACAUGCAGAGAUGAGGAAGGAGGGGGCAUCUCAUACUUUCCAUUUCCUGUCAAGGUCUCUCUGCUUAACUUCUGAUGCCCUAACUAGAGCAGAGAAUAACUGCAGGAAGUUGGACAGGAGCUGUGGUCAAGAUGGGGCCACCACUGGCACUCUGUGGUGCCUGUGAUGAAGUCUAGAUAUUUGGCAGCAUUGUGCAAAUGAGAACAAACCAGGGGAAGCGCCGAGUGAAAAUAAAACUCAAGACAGGGAUGCGAGGAAGAGACGAGACCGGUGGGGAGAGGUGUAGGUUGGCAGCAGCUCUCGGUGUCUCCGACAGAGCAAAAAUGAGCUGUCAGAAUCUGUCAGAUGAUUUAGUUGCUGUGACGCUGUUUUGACAAACAAAUAGCUGUGUAACAGGAAAGAGGUGUGAAUGGAAGAAGUGGUUCAAAGGGGUGUAAUGGAUAAGGUCAAAAAACAAAAGCUGCUGCUGUAGCGACCAAACCAGCUUGUGUGGGGCACGGGAGAGCCACCUGGGGAUGGUUAAGGCAGUGUUGCUGAAGUGAGAGAGACCUGAAGAUGUGGAUCGUUGUUUAGUUUAAAACAGUCUUCCUCACAGCGGACUUCCAGUCUGCGAACAAGACCUGAACCAUGACCUGGACCAACGAGGCUGCUGGCACAGAGACAGAAGGACCAUUGCUGUGGCAACCAAUUUGGACUGAAGAUGGGUCUGAAUGUUGUUGAAGGAGCAGCCAGAAAAAAGGACUAUAGCUGAAUGGUGCUGUUAGCUUGCAAGUAGGUCAUCUGACAGAAUCCAAAAACUUGUGGAUCCCAGGAUUCGAUUUUG
Scleropages formosus (Asian bonytongue) is the source of this 8601-nucleotide messenger RNA. RefSeq names its product protein Daple-like. Bases 697 to 6657 code for a protein of 1986 amino acids. Gene Ontology annotation, molecular function: microtubule binding; dynein light intermediate chain binding. NCBI's taxonomy places the organism in Eukaryota, Metazoa, Chordata, Actinopteri, Osteoglossiformes, Osteoglossidae. The transcript has 30 exons. The record is from RefSeq and is a predicted model, not a curated record. Gene Ontology annotation, biological process: cytoplasmic microtubule organization; cytoskeleton-dependent intracellular transport. Gene Ontology annotation, cellular component: cytoplasm; centrosome.